ACAGAUUUGUGUGUGUGUGUGUGUGUGUGUGUGUGUGUGUGUGUGUGUGUGUGUGUGUGUGUGUGUGUGUGUGCGUGUGUACUUUCUGGUAUUAACAAGAGUUAUCUGGCUCGAUCAGAAUUCAACAUAAAUUAGUUAUUAUUUAAUUAUUAAUAUCAAUGAAACAAAGUUCACACACUAAUCGAAUCAUGUCCAGACAACAACACUUUUCAUCGACUUUGUGCCCAAGCCAUAUUCACUUUUAAAAGUGUGUCAACAAUACAGUGGGCCGUACACACUGUUACUUACGUUAAACUUCUUUAUACGAAGGUAGAGAGCAAGGACUUGCACCAUGACGUUAAGUUACUGCAUGCCAGUGUACCUAAAGUCAUAAUGUGCUAGAAUCCUCACUGAUCAGGGAACUAAACUGCAGUCACUAGAUAAUUUGUAAAUUGUGUACAUGCUAUGGUAUGAUGCUAUCUAUAUGUAAAUGUGUUGGCUCUAGCUCUAGCAUCCAUGUACACUACAAACUGUGAAUCACUCUGCGCUAGCGUUUGACAAAACGAAUCUGACCGCAAACGCUAUGAAAUGGAACGGACUGCUUUCCGUCACAUAUUGUGAACCCGGCUUUAGGAUGGACAUCACCGUAACGUCCGAAUAAGACCGCGAUCAAUGCAAACAAUGAAAACUGUUAUGCAUAUCAACAUACUGUUUUGUUGAUGAAAUCAUGAUCGUUGCAGGAGUUAUGGCUUCUAACAUAAUCAUUGUACAGCAAGUGGAAACUGGAAUAUCUAAUUCUGAUUCGGUAGAUCUCUCAUGAAACUUCCAUGGAAAAUUCAAACAAACAAACAAAAGAGGCUGCACCAGAUAAUCGCUGAAGUAAAGAAAGACAGCAGCAAAUGCAAGCACACAACAAUGCUGCAUACAUCCAAAAAUAGACAGACAGACAGACAGACAGACAGACAGACAGACAGACACACACGCACACACACACACACACACACACACACACACACACAGACUGUUAUAUGAAACUUGCGCUACCAAUAACAAUCGCUAACUUUACAAAAGAUUUACCGGUAAGUUAAAGACAAAUGUUGUAUCGAUUUCUAUUAGUAUUGCUGUUUGAGAGACCAACCUACACAUUUAUACAGUAAAACCUUAAAAAUGUUUGGGAUAGUCGUAAUUUAUUUCCUAGAAUGUGCAAGGUGAGAUUUUUCCUUUCACAAGAAAUACAUUUCUUGCGUGAGGAAUUCCUGCUACACCUGUAUACUUAAAUUUCAAAGGCUAAUCAGCCAGCUUGGGCUGACAACCUCACCCAACAACAGCUCCGGCGCGAUGGUAUACGAUCAAGCCCCUCAUCUUGCGUUAGACCCAGUUUGAACUGUACAAUACCUACAGACAAUGUACAAUCCAAGUCAAUCGGAGUUGUCUAGAGAUGCAAUUGCUACGAGACCUGGUGGCACUCUCGAGAGACGUACAGCCUCCGAUUGUCGUUGAAGACAGAAUAGAACUUGAAAGUUAUUCUCGCGCUGUAGACAUGUGAACGCAAGGAGCGAGUCCGCAACACGGAAGGCAAAGUAAUACCUGGCCAUCUCUACUGCACUUUUGACUUGCUUUACUGGCUGACGGUGCACUGUAUAUAGCUAUUUGCAUUUUCUUCCGGUCCUCCUUUUUGUGAACGUACUCUUUCUUCCCGAGAAACCUCAGCGACAUGGUGUCGAAUAGGCUGUGGUCGAUUAAUUCCUUCUUCCAUCUGAGCCUCAUCGGGAGGUCUUUCCGUCUGAUUCCGUUGCGCAUUUUCCCUCUUUUCGAAUCUGCCGUAGCUGCUGAGGCAAGCAGCUGUUGAACAGCAGUAGCAGAAGUAUUGCUACAUUGAAGUCUAUAGAGCACAAUGUCACAUUAUCACUUAUGCUAAUGAGGAAAACUCGAGUUGACCAAUCAUCCUAGCCCACGUGCUUUGUGUGUGUUUUUUAGUCAUUCAACUCUAGAGUCGUAUUUUAGGCAAAAUAUUGUGAACAAGAUACGCAUAGGACUCGAUGCAUUUCUAGAUUGUCAUUUAUCACCUAGACGAAUAGACUUCUGCAACAUUAGAAAACUUGUUAUCCGGGAUGUUUUAUGAAGGCGGGGCAAAUAUAACAAUGAGUUGUGUUCUACUGAGUGCCGCUUCGUUUUCUUUCUUGACCAAGGUUUCUUAUCAAUAUUUUGAGAAACGUUGCGCUGUAUCUGCUUGUAAUAGCGUCAAUGAUGUUCGUUCUUACGUUAUUACGCGAACAGUGGAGCUAACUUUCAGUCUAGUGAACUUCGUCCAUGCUCUCAUUUCCACGCUGUGCAGUUCUUUCGUCCUAUUUGCAAUGAGAGGUUACAAAUGGACUGACUUAACAAUGGGACGAGAGAAUCCGUUGAUGGCAUGGACUGUUGAGUUGGUAUGUGGCUAUUUGUUGGUAGAACUUCCGUUCCUUGCACUAGCCAAACGCAGACUUCCUUCUUCUGUAUAUGAAGAAUUUCUUGAAGGAUACGACGAGAUGAUGGUAUUCCAUGGAGUGGCUCUGUUUGGCCUCUUGUCAGUACUGUUGCUAGACAGAGGUUUUGUCAUUGGCCUGUGGGUGAUUUGGACAGAACUGACGUCAGUCUUCCUUGGGUUGGAAACGUUCUUUGAAGUGAGAGGAUACAAUAUUUCUAUGAAGAAUGCAUAUGCUGUCCUGGCAGUUAUUACUACACUAGCUUUCGUUUUGCAACGCUGUUUUCUUUUCAUCUAUUUGCUCUUGUUAUGCUGGACUCAGUUCCAUUGGCAUGCCACCUUUGUGGUGCAAUUUGUUAUUCUCAUUGUGGGAAGUGUGCUGAAUGGUGUCUUCUCUGCUCAGCGCUGCUACUGGACAGUGGCAUGGCUUUGGUCUACCUAUGCAGUCAGACAUAAAUGAGUAUGGUCAAUAUUUUCAUAAAAGUAUCAUUUCAGGAAGAAUGUUGACUAAGUGAGACUGUGACUGCCAUGUGUUAUGAGAGUACAGUGAGUGCUAUUGCGCUGUAUUCACAUUUUAUUACUAACUUGCAAAUAUAUUGAAGCUCUUAACAAAAUGACCAAGAUGUGCCACCACCACCUUGGCAACCAAAUAUUAGCUACAAACAAGCUAGAAAUACUUCUAGGAAUGUUCCUGGUAGCUGUUGAAGCCAAUUCUAGGUACGACACAAAUUUGUUUGGCUUUCAAAACUUCCGAGACAAUAGAAUGCGUCUGGUUCUAAAGGUGUAUCUCCUUCUUAUAAAUCAAUCAAAUGGUGUUAUUUUAAUGCCAUAGCAAGGAACCAACAGUGCACGAAAAGUUAUUGUUAAUUUGGCCACAGCUAUGGAGAAUAAUAUCACUGA
Corticium candelabrum is the source of this 3340-nucleotide messenger RNA. RefSeq lists its product as uncharacterized. The record is from RefSeq and is a predicted model, not a curated record. The transcript has a single exon. Gene Ontology annotation, cellular component: endoplasmic reticulum; membrane. Gene Ontology annotation, biological process: lipid homeostasis. Bases 2091 to 2900 code for a protein of 269 amino acids. Lineage: Eukaryota; Metazoa; Porifera; Homoscleromorpha; Homosclerophorida; Plakinidae.